Messenger RNA from Pteropus alecto (black flying fox), 1860 nucleotides. RefSeq names its product SHQ1, H/ACA ribonucleoprotein assembly factor (gene SHQ1). Lineage: Eukaryota; Metazoa; Chordata; Mammalia; Chiroptera; Pteropodidae. Gene Ontology annotation, cellular component: nucleoplasm; cytoplasm. Gene Ontology annotation, biological process: box H/ACA snoRNP assembly. The record is from RefSeq and is a predicted model, not a curated record. The transcript is spliced from 13 exons.
UUGAGCCGGAAACGCUGUGACUAACCGAAAGAGUUCCUUCGCGUGUGGAUUUCUUGGAGAGUUCGAGUGGUGGGACCGCGGCGGCAGUGAGAGCGACCGACUUGGGCACCGGAGUCCGGCGCAGCGAUGCUGACCCCGGCGUUCGACCUCAGCCAGGACCCCGACUUCCUGACUAUCGCCAUCCGCGUGCCUUACGCCCGAGUCUCCGAGUUCGAUGUCUACUUCAAGGGUGUUGACUUCAAGUUCUAUGCUAAGCCAUAUUUUCUCAGAUUAACCCUUCCUGGAAGAAUUAUAGAAAAUGGAAGUGAGCAAGGGUCUUAUGAUGCAGAUAAAGGAAUUUUUACCAUUCAGUUGCCCAAAGAAACUCCUGGCCAGCAUUUUGAGGGGCUGAACAUGUUAACUGCUCUUCUGGCACCAAGAAAAUCCAGGACCGCAAAACCACUUGUGGAAGAAAUAGGUACUUCGGAGGUCUCUGAGGAAGGAGUAGAAGAUGACGAUGAAGAGUUUGACUGGGAAAUUGAACAGUUCCCCUAUAACGAGGUAUCAGAAAGUGCUCUCAACCCACAGUACCACUAUGGAUUUGGAGACUUACGAUCAGGAGUGUUUCAGAGGUUACAGGAUGAAUUCAGUGAUGUUAUCGAUAUUAAGGAUCCGGAUUUUACUCCUGCAGCUGAACGAAGACGGAAACGCCUGGCUGCUGAGUUGGCCAAAUUUGAUCCUGAUCAUUAUCUAGCUGACUUUUUUGAAGAUGAGGCAGUUGAACAGGUUUUGAAGUAUAAUCCUUGGUGGACUGAUAUGUAUUCAAAAAUGAUGACUUAUCUUGAAAAUUCUUUUGAAAAAGAAGUACAUUUUCUUCCAGUGUCUUUUUCUGAAGAAGAGAAAUAUCAGCUACGAAAAUUUGUCAAUAAAUCUUACCUGCUGGGCAAGAGAGCCCAUCGUCAAGUGUACUACAGUUUGAUUGAUAUCCUUCUGGCAUAUUGCUAUGAAAUUCGUGUCACUGAAGGAGAGAAGAAUGUUGAAUCUGCAUGGAAUAUCAGAAAGCUGAGUCCAACAUUGUGCUGGUUUGAGACUUGGACUAAUGUUCAUGAAAUCCUGGUGUCUUUUGGAAGAAGAGUUUUGUGCUACCCACUUUAUCGUCAUUUCAAGCUGGUGACGAAAGCCUGCAGAGACACUAUAAAGCUAUUGCAAUUAGGUAAAAGUGCAGUUUUAAAGUGUCUACUGGAUAUUCACAAAAUUUUUCAGGAAAGUGACCCAGCUUACAUCCUAAACGAUCUCUACAUCUCAGACUACUGUGUGUGGAUUCAGAAAGCCAAGUCCAAAAAGUUGGCAGCUCUUGCAGAAGCCUUAAAGGAAGUAUCCCUGACAAAGGCCCAGCUGGGAUUAGAACUGGAAGAACUGGAAGCAGCGGCACUUCUUGUCCAGGAGGAAGAAACUGCAUUAAAAGCAGCCCAUUCCAUUUCCAGGCAGCAGACACCUUCAACCAGUUCUGAGGCAAGUGAUUUGGAGGAAUCAGACAGCCCCACAUCAUCUGAGAUUGAAGACUCAGAUUCAGAACAAGAAGAGCUCAAAGAUAGCGAAUCCAAGACAGUAAAUUCCUUGCAAGGUCCCUUUAUAGAGAAAAGCAGUGUCCUGCUUGUCGAUGAUGGUGGGGUGUGCAGAAAGUCGGCCAUCCUGAGGUCUGAUGUUAGUCAGGGAAAGCCACUUGUCUCUUCCUUAGCUCUUGAAGGAUCUGGGCCUCUGAUAGAGGAGCUUGGAGAACAACUGAAGACUGUAGUUCAGAUUUCCGAACCUGAGGGCUCUGCUGCUGGAAGUCACGGCAGUAUACAGGAUAGAGACAACUGACAUACCCCAAAUGAUUGA